AUGAAGUUAUAUAAACAAUCAAUUGUCUUGUGCCAGUGCUGUGAUCUCCUUGUGUUUGUCAUCGGUGGAUUUUUCGGCAUCAUCGCUGGAGGAUACCCUGCACCAAGCAGAACACACAGAGGAAAGUGGCUGGGAUCAUUAAAGAUCGCCAAUUCCAGGUUUGUUGGUCGAAGAGGAUGCCCGAGCCGAGUCCAUUGCGACAACGCGACGAACUUCGUCGGAGCAAGUCGCCAUCUGGAGGAGCUAAGGAAGCGAGUCGAGGCCGAGGAGAACGCAGUUCGCGACUUCGCAUUAAGAAGCGGAUGCGAAUUUGCGUUCAUACCGCCGAGGGCUCCUCACUUCGGAGGGCUAUGGGAGGCAGGUGUGAAGUCUGCAAAGCACCUACUCCUACGGACGGUGGGCAACGCCCUGCUCACGGCCGAGGAGCUGCAGACAGUGGUCGUGGCGGUCGAGGCGGUGCUCAACUCCCGCCCGCUAGGAGCCGUAAGCAACGACCCCAACGACGGCGAGGCACUAACCCCAGGGCAUCUACUGGUGGGCGGACCACUGGUGGCACCGGCAGCAUCGCGGACCCCGGACCAGGAGGGUCUGAGUUGCUUAAGGCGAUGGCGAGCUGUCUCGUCGCUCAAGCGAGCGUUCUGGCAGCGAUGGUCCCGGGAGUAUGUGCUGGGCCUGCAGGCACGGGCCAAGUGGGACCGGUUGCAGCCAAAUCUGCGAAUCGGAGAGCUCGUCGUCGUCGCAGAGGACAAUCAGCCGCCGAUGCAGUGGAUGGUGGGGCGAGUCGUGGCGGUGUACCCAGGAGCGGACGGGGCGGUGCGCGUCGCAGACGUGCGAACUAGCUCAGGAGGGCUAUACAAACGGCUAGUAAACAAAUUGGCGCCUCUGCCAAUCGUAUGAAGGCACAGCCGUUCAUCGGGGCCGGUGUUGGCGCAUUUGAGUAACAAUAAUUAAGAGCAAGAAGUAGUAAAUGAAGUAUCAUGAAGUUGUUAGAAUUAGGGCGAAGCGAGAGCGCAAUAAAGCUUUCGUUUGUUGCUCUCUGAGCGAAUUCGCCUCGCUUCGCCACUCUAGUUAAGUUAGGCUUAAUGUAACUUAGCAUAGAAUCAUAAACACAGUUGAAAGUGAGAACUCUACAGCGCGUCAUCAUUUACUCCGUUUUCGUUUUCGUCGUCUACAACAACAAUUAGGUCCAGUCUUUGUGUUCGCGAAUAAAGCGGAAUUAUA
Drosophila albomicans is the source of this 1221-nucleotide messenger RNA. RefSeq lists its product as uncharacterized. Bases 1 to 897 code for a protein of 298 amino acids. The transcript has 3 exons. Gene Ontology annotation, molecular function: nucleic acid binding. The record is from RefSeq and is a predicted model, not a curated record. Lineage: Eukaryota; Metazoa; Arthropoda; Insecta; Diptera; Drosophilidae.